Molecule: messenger RNA, 1891 nt
Organism: Phragmites australis (common reed)
Lineage: Eukaryota; Viridiplantae; Streptophyta; Magnoliopsida; Poales; Poaceae
Exons: 2
Coding region: 403-1854 (483 amino acids)
Source: RefSeq, a predicted model, not a curated record
CUUGAGCCCUCCCUGAGCCGGUCCCCGCGCGUCUCCCAUUUCGUUUGGUUUUGCCUCCUACGCUCGGAACUGACCUCGCUGUGUAGUGCGACCCCCGCGCAAGUCACAGGUCGCACCCACCGUCCGCCUCGCCUUUACUUAUUGAGCUCGGCGGGCAACACGCCAAGCGAACGACCAGCACAGCAGCGCAGAGCACCGAGCCGAGCACAGCAGUUGGUUUGGUGGUUCGCCUUUACUACCGCCCGCCCAAACCCCAGCAGGAUUAAUUGCCUCCUCCUGCCUCGCUCGCUCUGGCUUCGGAUGACGCUCUGCUGCGCCUGCCUGCCAUAAGUGAUGCGCGCUCCACGGUGACCGACCCACCGACGACGCAGCUGCGCGCCACCGUCUGCGACGUGCGGCGAGAUGGGCGAGAGGAGGAGGCGUGCGAGUGGUGCUGUCGCCCGCGGUGGCGGCGGAGAUGGUGGCCGGGCUGAGGAGGAGAAGGCUGCGCCGCCGCCGACGGUGUGGUUCGCGCUGAAGAAGUCGCUGCACUGCCGAUCCGAGCCGUCGGAGGUGCACGUGCCGAGGCCCAAGGCCGGCCCCGGAGGCGCCAGCGCCGGAGCAGGCGUUGGCGGGCACCUGUCGUCCAUAGUGACGAAGCGGGCCGCGCGGUCGGGGUGCUCGCGGUCGAUAGCCAACCUGCGGAACGUCAUCCACGGGAGCAAGCGCCACCCGGGGCAGCCGCCCAGCUGCAGCCCGCGGUCCAUCGGCAGCAGCGAGUUACUCAACCCCAUCGCCCACGAGGUGGUGCUCAGCACCAACUCCCGCUGCGAGCUCAAGAUCACCGGCUGCGGCGGCUGCCGCGGUUUCGGGGCGGUGGGAGCCGCGCACAACGCAGAGGGGGGCGGCGGCGUGGUGUCGUCGUUCGUGGGCACGCUCCGGCCGGGCACGCCGGGCCCCGCGUGGGCCGGGCACGGGCUGCAGUACAGCGGCUCGUGUCGGGGCAGCGCGCGGUGCACGCCGCCGAGGUCCCCGAACGUGCUGCUAGAGAGUAACGGCCCCGUGGUGUCGGCCCACCGCACGUCCUGCGAGGAAACCGCCAAGAUGGGCAGCGGCGGUGGCGGCAAGGGCUCCGGCGGGCUGAGCUGCUACAGAUGCGGCGAGCAGUUCGGCAAGUGGGAGGCGCUGGAGGCGCAUCACCUCUCCAAGCAUGCAGUGACGGAGCUGGUGGAAGGGGACUCGUCACGGAAGAUCGUGGAGAUCAUCUGCCGGACGAGCCUGCUCAAGUCGGAGAGCAGCUGCGUGCGGAUCGAGCGGGUGUUCAAGGUGCACAACACGCAGCGGACGCUGUCCCGCUUCGAGGAGUACCGCGAGGCGGUGAAACUCAAGGCCAGCAAGCUGCCCAAGAAGCACCCACGCUGCAUCGCCGACGGCAACGAGCUGCUGCGCUUCCACGGCGCCGCGCUCUCGUGCGCGCUCGGCGCCGGUUCUAGCGGCUCCUCGUCCUCCAGCCUAUGCGCCUCCGACAAGUGCGCUGUGUGCCGCAUCAUCCGCCACGGCUUCUUCACCAAGAAGGAGGGCAAGGCCGGCGUGGGCGUCUUCACCACUUCCACCAGCGGCCGCGCGUUCGAGUCCAUCGAGGCGUCGUGCGACGACGACCCGGCCACGCCCACGCGCAAGGCGCUGCUAGUGUGCAGGGUCAUCGCCGGCAGGGUGCACAAGCCGCUAGACAACCUCAAGGAGUUCGUCGGGCAGACGGGCUUCGACUCGCUCGCCGGCAAGGUCGGGCCCUACUCCAACAUCGAGGAGCUGUACCUGCUUAACCCGAGGGCGCUGCUCCCGUGCUUCGUGGUCAUCUGCAAAGCCUUAGUCUAGAGACACCCGCUAAUUGUUACGUACUAUCUUCGUUUUC